Propithecus coquereli (Coquerel's sifaka) is the source of this 1763-nucleotide messenger RNA. RefSeq names its product repulsive guidance molecule family member a (gene RGMA). Gene Ontology annotation, biological process: BMP signaling pathway. The transcript has 4 exons. The record is from RefSeq and is a predicted model, not a curated record. Gene Ontology annotation, cellular component: plasma membrane. Bases 274 to 1629 code for a protein of 451 amino acids. Gene Ontology annotation, molecular function: coreceptor activity. Lineage: Eukaryota; Metazoa; Chordata; Mammalia; Primates; Indriidae.
CAGUUGUCUCCCGAGCGCGGGCUGAGGCGCCCGAGCCGCUGGGCCGGGGAAGCACUGGCGGUUCGCUCCUGGGCCAGCUCGUCCAGGCGCUCGCAGGCAUGCAGCCCGGGAGCAGGCGGCGCGCCCCGAGCCGCUGUUGAGCCGGCGGGGGCGGCGGGGACCAGCGCCAGCAGAGCCCCUCCCACCUUGCGCCGGGGUAGACGAGCGGCGCCCCGGCACCCCCUCUUCGCCUGCAGCCCCGCCAGCGCCACCCCCCGCGGGCCGCAGGGGCUCAUGCAGCCGCCAAGGGAGAGGCUAGUGGUAACAGGCCGAGCUGGAUGGAUGGGUAUGGGGAGAGGGGCAGGACGUUCAGCCCUGGGAUUCUGGCCGACCCUCGCCUUCCUUCUCUGCAGCUUCCCCGCAGCCACCUCCCCGUGCAAGAUCCUCAAGUGCAACUCUGAGUUCUGGAGCGCCACGUCGGGCAGCCACGCCCCAGCCUCGGACGACGCCCCCGAGUUCUGCGCUGCCCUGCGCACCUACGCCCUGUGCACGCGGCGGACGGCGCGCACCUGCCGGGGCGACCUGGCCUACCACUCGGCCGUCCAUGGCAUAGAGGACCUCAUGAGCCAGCACAACUGCUCCAAGGAUGGCCCCACCUCGCAGCCGCGCCUGCGCGUGCUCCCGCCGGCCGGGGACAGCCAGGAGCGCUCGGACAGCCCCGAGAUCUGCCAUUAUGAGAAGAGCUUCCAUAAGCACUCAGCCGCCCCCAACUACACACACUGUGGCCUCUUCGGGGACCCGCACCUCAGGACUUUCACAGACCGCUUCCAGACCUGCAAGGUGCAGGGCGCCUGGCCGCUCAUCGACAAUAAUUACCUGAACGUGCAGGUCACCAACACACCUGUGCUGCCCGGCUCAGCCGCCACCGCCACCAGCAAGCUCACCAUCAUCUUCAAGAACUUCCAGGAGUGCGUGGACCAGAAGGUGUACCAGGCAGAGAUGGAUGAGCUCCCAGCCGCCUUCGCCGACGGCUCUAAGAACGGUGGGGACAAGCACGGGGCCAACAGCCUGAAGAUCACCGAGAAGGUGUCGGGCCAGCACGUGGAGAUCCAGGCCAAGUACAUCGGCACCACCAUCGUGGUGCGCCAGGUGGGCCGCUACCUGACCUUCGCCGUCCGCAUGCCCGAGGAGGUGGUCAACGCCGUGGAGGACCGGGACAGCCAGGGCCUCUACCUCUGCCUGCGGGGCUGCCCCCUCAACCAGCAGAUCGACUUCCAGGCCUUCCGCACCAACGCCGAGGGCCCUGGCUCCCGCAGGCCGGCGGCCGCCAGCCCCUCGCCCACGGCCCCUGAGACCUUCCCGUACGAGACGGCCGUGGCCAAGUGCAAGGAGAAGCUGCCCGUGGAGGACCUGUACUACCAGGCCUGCGUCUUCGACCUCCUCACCACGGGCGACGUGAACUUCACGCUGGCGGCCUACUACGCCUUGGAGGACGUCAAGAUGCUGCACUCCAACAAGGACAGACUCCAUCUGUACGAGAGGACUCGGGAGCUGCCGGGCGGGGUGGCCGCUGCGGGGCUGCCCCCGGGCCCCCAGCCCCUCCUGGGCACCCUGGUGCUGCUGCUCGCCCUGCUCCCUGUGUUGUGGUAGGCGGCUGCCGCGGAGGAUGUGGAGGGAGGCGUGAGCUCUGUCCCCAGCCUCUGGGCGGGCGCCUGCCCUUUGGCUUCUCUCCGGGGCCGCCAACAGGGUGCGGAUCGCCCGGCGUUUUCUCUGUGGCCCAGCAG